UUUAAGAUUUUUUUGUUGGCUCCCCAACAAAAAAGAAAUCCUGGCUACGCCAGUGCAGACACCGUUUAUUCUUUCUUAAUACUAUAUGUAACUCCUAUUUUUUUGUAAAUCCUUGCCAUAGACGUAGGGUGAACAUAUAUUAUAUUGAGGAGGUAGUUCCCCUUUAAAUUUGUAUUGUACUUAAUGACUAAUGUGCCAUUUCAUGGUGGGAGCCCCUCUGAGCCCCCUGCUCACCAUUAUAUUGAAUUCUGUUUGCGAUCGGUCGUCACACACUGUAUCGUUAUUAUCUUUCAUCUUUGCUGGAAAUGAUUGCACAGGUAUAGUCCAUUAGGCAAAACAUAAUUUAGACUUGAGAAAAAUCUGAAAUCAUAAAAUUAUAUCUAACAUCCAGAUUUUUUAUUACACAGAAUAUGCCUAUACUUGGUUAAUUCCUAAAUGCCUUACAAAUUUUAUAUCAUAAAAAUAAUAUCUGACCGUAAUCCAUCCACAUUCAGCUAAUUUUUUCUUGAAACGUUUAGCUCAAAAUAGGACACACUAUACUGAACAUGAUAGUUGAUACGAAAUACGAUAAUAUAAUAUCAUCAUUAAAUGUUUAGUUUCGUAUUAUCGGUUAUUUAAACACGUUGUUAUGUAAAUAGAUUUAAAACAUGUUUAUUAUUUGUUAAUACAUCAAAAUAUAAAUAAUAUAACAACUACAUUUAAAAAACAAAAAAAUAUCGGGUCAAAAUAAUAUGGAAAAAGAUUGUAGAAAUGCAGACGUUGAAAACGAAGUGUGGAAAUCAAAAUAUUUGUUAAUGCAACAUGAAUGGCGUUGCCAGCAAAAUACGAUCGGUCGAUUGGAAAUUCAGGCGAUGAAACUCCAAUCCCAGUUAAAACGACAAUCUCAAUUUUGUUCAAGAACUGGGUAUAUAUUAGGUUAUUGUUUGUGGAAAGCCACUCAAAUUCCAGACGUCAUCAACAUAAUUUUUAUAAAAGACGAAAUAUUAGAACUAUCUGAAAUUAUGAGCGCUGUACUCACGUCAUUUAAUGAUACCUAUCAAACAAAGAUACCUAUUACGGAUACGGAAGAAACAAGAUUUGUACUGAGCAUCAUUGGAUUGGUAGCCAAUUUGUCCACGGUGGACGCAGGUCGACGAUUCUUUUCACAAACUAAUAGCGGCAAAAAUGUGAUUCGGCUUAUAGUUUGCAUACUAAUUCGCAUUCCGUCUCCAUCUGCAAACCAGUUGAAAAAAAUAUCGUAUUCUGCAUUAUACAACGUAAGCAAUUAUACAGUCAAAACAGCAUCACAGAUUAUAAAUGCCGAAUUAAUAACUGUAAUAAAUAAUGACAUUAAAGAUGCAGCUCACACAAAUAUUGAACCUGACCUACGGUAUUAUGCACUAAAACUACUCCAGUCACUCAUUCGUAAUGUUUGUAAUAAAGCAGUAUAUGAUAUACUGUCAAAUAACAUCGAACUGUCCCGAUUAGUAAAUUUAGCAUCCGCAGUUGACGUCGAAACCGAAAAUAUAUCAAGAAAUAUAUUGGACGCUUUCAGCAAAGCAAAAGAACAAUUUGAAACCAAAAUCCCCAUGUCAUAAUAAUUUCAUAACGUAUUAUUGCAGUUAAUAUGUUAAUAUUUGCUGAAAUAUAUCAAAUUUCGAGCUUACAAAAAA
This is a messenger RNA of Acyrthosiphon pisum (pea aphid), 1652 nucleotides long. RefSeq lists its product as uncharacterized. Gene Ontology annotation, cellular component: cytosol. Bases 732 to 1577 code for a protein of 281 amino acids. Lineage: Eukaryota; Metazoa; Arthropoda; Insecta; Hemiptera; Aphididae. The record is from RefSeq and is a predicted model, not a curated record. The transcript has 5 exons.